Salvelinus fontinalis (brook trout) is the source of this 4839-nucleotide messenger RNA. RefSeq lists its product as uncharacterized. NCBI's taxonomy places the organism in Eukaryota, Metazoa, Chordata, Actinopteri, Salmoniformes, Salmonidae. The record is from RefSeq and is a predicted model, not a curated record. The transcript has 8 exons. The coding region runs from base 379 to 735 and encodes 118 amino acids.
CGUUCAGUGAAGUAGUAAUACGGUUCCCAUCCACACGCUGUAGCGCCAGCUCCCGCCUGACUGUCUGCGUAAAGCUCGGUGAAUCUCAAGUGGACCGAGAGGAACUGGUUCAGUAAACAACAUGAACAGAGGACACCUGGGCUGUUUUAAAGACAAUCACCUUUAUGCAGUAUCUAGUUCUCCCAAACAGAGGAGCCGUUAUUUGUACAUCGUCCUCCCUCCCCCACAGCCACUUCUUCUCGUGCCCACUACAAUGGAGAGAGAAUGAGAAGAGGUGCUCCAAGCAGAACAUGAGAAUGAAGACGUGCACAAAGAACAAUAACACCACACUCAGAAGAGGUGAGAGUGCGAUGAGGAGAGGAGCCAGAGAGUGAGGCGAUGGGCUGCACCUCUGCUAAGCAGGUGUCGGCCGUGCCCAGCGACGAGGAGGGCCGGGGCAAGGCCUACAGCAACGGAGACCUCUUCACCGACGAGUACAAGAUGAAGGGAGUGGAGGAGGUGAAGUACAUGCGUGGAGAGGAGGACCGGGUGAACACACGCAACCAGGAGAACCUGGAGAAGACCUCUUUACAGUACAGGGGGAAACCGCACAAAGAAGGCUCUGGAGCCAACGCCAACAGGACAAAUAUCCACACAUCAGAGAGCCAGCAGGAGUUCUUCAGGAUGUUGGAUGAGAAGAUUGAGAAGGGACAGGACUACUGUUCAGAGGAAGAGGAGGCAGAGGAUGGGACAUAGCAAACAAGGCCUGCCUCAACCCCCUACAGAGAGCCUCCCAGAGCCUCAACCCCCUACAGAGAGCCUCCCAGAGCCUCAACCCCCUACAGAGAGCCUCCCAGAGCCUCAACCCCCUACAGAGAGCCUCCCAGAGCCUCAACCCCCUACAGAGAGCCUCCCAGAGCCUCAACCCCCUACAGAGAGCCUCCCAGAGUGUGUGCGUAUGUAUGUUCCACUGCCUUUGUAUGUGAUUCUGUAUGUGUCUGUGUGAGCAUGUAGGUUUUUUGUGUGUGUGUGAAAGAGCGAUGGAUAGCUAUUCUCAAAGACGGUUGCCCCCCUCUUGGCUGUCGUCCCAUUGGGCCCCUGAGUGGAUUACUGGAGGGAGAGACGAACGAGGAGACAUACAGACAGACAUGUGGACUCACUGCCCUGCAGGACUAUGGAGAGACGCACAUGGAGACAGACAUACAUACAGAUAUGUGGACUCACUGCCCUGCAGGACUAUGGAGACCCUCCCCUCUACCCCAACUACCACCCCAGUGAACUGCACUGUGGUCCCUGGUCCAGCUUUGUGUAUACCACCCCCUCAUGACAACAACAUGGAAAAGGAGGACGAACAGAGGAAGAGCAUUAUGGGAGUCUGGGAGACACCCUCCUGGUUUCCACCCUCCAUGGCCCUUACUAUUGUGCUUCGCCUGUGAGGAGCAGAGAUGUGGAUAGAGAAAGAGGGGUCCUGGGGAGGGGGAGGCACUUCCAUAACCCCCAUCAGACGACGGAGGCUCGCUGCUGCAGUGGGCCAGAGGACCCGAGAGAGGGGAGGGGGGAAAGAAAAACCUAGAUAUUUUAAUAAGAGAAAGAAGAGUCAGUGAGUGGCUUAUUUUGAAACUCUGAACUCCUGCCUUUUUGAAGGACUUUUUUAUUAUGUUGAUCCAUUUAAUUAUUUUUUGUUUAUUUUAAUGUUUUUUUUGCUUCUAUCAUAGUGCAUCACCUCCUGCAGGCUACAGCUCUAUAGGUCAGAGUUCCUGUGUCACUACACAACCUGUCCUCUUAAAUAUACCUUCAACACUAAUAUACCAGGCCCUGGCUAUGUGAAACACACUCAACUUCAUAUUCAUAGAUGCCGACACAGAAGUGCACGCUCAUACAUACAUACAGACACACUCUCAUACAGACAGACAAAUGCAGAUAGACUCAUAUAUAUAUAUAUACACAAACACAUAUGCCAUUGUAUUCCUGUCAUUCUUCAGCUGCGUGUUAUGUAAGUAUGUUAAUAGGCUGUGAUGAGGGUUUUGGGUGAAUGUUGGAAGCAGCAGCUGUGGGUUUCUGCUGCUGGACUUAUUCAUGUGCACUUGUAGUGUUUAUUACUCUUUCCUCUGCAUUGGUAGCCCAGCCUCCACUUCUCUUCAACUCAGCAGUAUUGAUGCUUACUGGCAGCGUGGAGUCACCCUCUGUUGACACACACACACACACACACACACACACACACACACACACUGCCUUUUCAUGGAGUGAGAAGUGAGAUUCAAAGGAAAAGAGGUGUGGUUGCCUGGGAGACACAGCCCUGAACGUUAUUCUGUCAUCAUUACUAGAUCGUUCCUUUUUCAUUUGAUUCAGUACUUUUUGUUUUUCUAUUAAAAAUAAUAACACAGGAGCUGUUCAUCUGCUGUGUGUAUCUAUCAGUGGUGGAAAAAGUACCCAAUUGUCAUACUUGAGUAAAAUUAAAGAUACCUUAAUAGAAAAUGACUCAAGUGAAAGUCACCCAGUAAAUUACUACUUGAGUAAAAGUCUAAAAGUAUUUGUUUUCAAACAUACUUAAGUAUGAAUAAUUAAAAAAAUAUAUAUUAUAUUAAGCAACCCAGACUGCACAGUUUUUUUAUUUACAGAUAGCCUGGGGCACACUUCCAACAGUCAGACAUAAUUUACAAACGAUGCAUGUGUGUUUAGUGAGUCUGCCAGAUCAGAGGCAUUAGGGAUGACCAGGGAGGGUCUGUUAAUAAGUGUGAAUUUUACCAUUUUCUGUCCUGCUAAGCAUCCCAAAUGUAAGAAAUACUUUUGGGUGUCAGGGGAAAAUGUAAGGACUAAAAAGUACAUCAUUUCCUUCAGGAAUGUAGUGAAGUAAAUGUUGUCAAAAAUAUAAAUAGGAAAGUACGGACACCCCAAAAACCUACUUAAGUAGUACUUUUAAAGUAUUUCUACUUAAGUACUUUACACCACUGGUGUCUAUCUGUGUGACUCAGAGGUGGUAUGUGGUUAACAGUUAGAGUAAGGAAAGUCGUUUCAUGCUGACAUCACAGUUGGAUUGAAGAGUCAGUAGAUUUUCCUCUGGUACUGUUCCCAAAGCCAUGUUGCAGUUUAUACAAGUGGAGUGUAGACACCUUCUGGUCAAGACUGAUGCUUUGUGCCAUCUGGUGGUUGAAUAUCAGAAUUGCAUCUGAGGCGUCAUGAACUAUAUGUAUUGUGAUUUGAUACUGUGAUUUUUAUUGCGAUUUGAUGUUCCAAACAUAUGGCUCAUCAUGUCUGCUGCAGAGAGGCGAGAGACCCAUGCGCAAACGAGUUUUGAUCAAUCAUUGAAAUAAAAGUGCUGGGAAAUGUUUGGAGAACAAGCUCUGAAGGAAAACUACUGGAAUUUUCGUGCAGGUACAACCAACCAGCGCAAAAUGAAUGUGACAUUGUCAAGACAAUACAAUAUACAGUGGCAAGAAAAAGUAUGUGAACCCUUUGAAAUUAUCUGCAUUUCUGCAUAAAUUGGUCAUCAAAUUUGAUCUGAUCUUUAUCUAGGUCACAACAAUAGACAAAGUGCUUAAGCUAAUAACACACAUUGUUGUAUUUCUUGUCUAUAUUGAAUACAUAAUUUAAACAUUUACACUAGGUUAGAAAAUGUAUGUGAACCCCUAGGCUAAUGACUUCUCCAAAAGCUAAUUGGCAGGAGUCGGCUAACCUGGAGUCCAAUCAAUGAGAUGAGAUUGGAGAUGUUGCUUAGAGCUGCCUUGCCCUAUUAAAUAACACUAACAAAAUUUGAGUUUGCUAUUCAAAAGAAGCAUUGCCUGAUGUGAACCAUGCCUCAAACAAAAGAGAUGGAAGAAUUGUUGACUUACAUAAAGCUGGAAAGGGUUACAAAAGUAUCUCUAAAAGACUUGAAGUUCAUUUGUCCACGGUAAGACAAAUUGUCUAUAAAUGGAGAAAGUUCAGCACUGUUGCUACUCUCCCUAGGAGUGGCUGUCUUGCAAAGAUGACUGCAAGAGCAAAGCGCAGAAUGCGCAAUGAGGUUAAGAAGAAUUCUAGAGUGUCAGCUAAAUACUAACAGAAAUCUCUGGAACACGUUAACGUCUCUGUUGACAAGUCUAUUAUACAUAAAAGUGUCAGCUAAAUAAGAAUGGUGUUCAUGGGAGGACACCACAGAAGAAGCCACUGCUAUCCAAAAAAAGCAUUCCUGCUAGUCUGAAGUUUGCCAAAGUGCACCUGGAUGUUCCACAGCACUACUGGCAAAAUAUUCUGUGGACAGAUGAAAAUACAGUUGAGUUGUUUGGAUGGAACACACAACACUAUGUGUGGAGAAGAAAAGGCACAGCACACCAACAUCAAAACCUCACCCAACUGUAAAGUAUGGUGGAGGGAGCAUCAUGGUUUUGGGCUACUUUGCUGCCUCAGGGCCUGGACUGUUUGCUAUCAUUAACGGAAAAAUGAAUUCCCAAGUUUAUCAAGACAUUUUUCAGGAGACCGUUAGGCUAUCUGUCUGCCAAUUGAAGCUCAACAGAAUUUGGGUGACGCAACAUGACUACGACCCAAAACACAGAAGUAAAUCAACAACAGAAUGGCUUCAACAGAAGAAAAUACACCUUCUGGAGUCCUGACCUCCACCAGACUGAGACGCUGUGGCAUGACCUCAAAAGAGCAAUUCACACCAGACAUCCCAAGAAUAUUGCUGAACUGAAACACUUUUAUGGUCCAAAAUUCCUCCUGACCUGUUGUGCAGGUCUGAUCCGCAGCUACAGAAAACGUUUGGUUGAGGUUAUUGCUGCCAAAGGAGGGUCAACCAGUUAUUAAAUCCAAGGGUUCACAUACUUUUCCCACCCUGCACUGUGAAUGUUUACACAUUGUGUUCAAUAAAUACAUGAAAACGUAGAA